GGAAAAUCUGGUUACUUCGGUGGAGGAUACAGGCUUUACUCCUUGACUACUUUGAAGUCAACAUCGGUAUACCUAUCUAAGCCUGGAGAUAUGAUUCCAGUCAAAAUGAGUGAAACUCCUUCCACUAACUUUUCAAUGAUUCAUGCAGCUUCUUCUGAAGGCCAAGCUUCUUAUCCUCGACACUUCAAUGUCACUCAGCCAGUUGUGGCCAAAAGAAUUAGUUUUUAUAAGAGUGGAGACCCUCAGUUCAGUGGGAUCCAGAUGGUUGUCAACCCUCGCUCUUUCAAGACUUUUGAUGCCUUGCUUGACAACUUGUCUAGGAAGGUCCCAUUGCCCUUUGGAGUCAGGAAUAUCAGCACCCCACGGGGUAUCCACAGCAUCACCAAGCUGGAGGACCUAGAGGAUGGCAGGUCAUACAUCUGUUCCCACAGGAAGAAAAUACAACCCAUUGACCUGGAGAAGGCUCGCCAGAAGCCCCUGCCCUGGCAGAGCACUAGACCUCUCAGUGCUCGUCGCCGAGCUGCGCAGCUGGCCAGGGCAAAGGAGUUUGGCCCGGCUUGUCGAGAGCUUCCUGUGGUGGUUCAGACCCCCAGAAAGCUCUUAGUUUUCAAAAAUGGUGAUCCAAGGACUAGGCACAUUAUAAUUUUGAGUAGGAAGAUCACCCAGAACUUUGAGGCCUUUCUGGAACAUCUGACUGAGCUCAUGCAAUACCCAGUUGUGAAGCUGUAUACUACAGAUGGAAGAAAGGUGCCCAGCCUACAGGCAGUUAUACUGAGCUCUGGAGCUGUGGUGGCUGCAGGAAGAGAACCAUUUAAGCCAGGAAAUUAUGACCUUCUGAAGUACCUGCUUCCUGAUCAAUUACCAAGGACCUCCAAACGCAUUUACCCAAAAGGACAAACUAAACCAGAAGGCAGAAAAAAUGGUAAUUGGAAGGUUUCGAUAAUUACCAGUGAGUUGCCAUGUGCAGGAACCAGCUCGCAGAUCUAUAUUGUAUUAUAUGGGCACCACAGAAGCUCAGCACCUGUCUAUCUUUAUGGAACAGGUGGGAACGCGUUUCAAGAAGGCCGAGAAGAUAUCUUCACGCUAAAGACUGGAGAUAUUGGAGAGCUCCACAAGAUACGCAUCGGCCACAGUAAUUCUGGUCUCUCUCCUGCCUGGCAUUGUAAAGAGAUAAAAUUGCAGAACCUUUUCUCAGGGGAAAAGUUUUAUAUCCCUGUUUGCCGCUGGUUGGCUCAAGAUCGAGAGGAUGGGGAAAUCUGUCGGGAAUUGCCUGUUUUUCAAAAAGGCCAGCCAAUCCUUCCAGUGACAGUGUAUGAGGUACGUGUGACAACAGGAGAACGGUGGAAUGCUGGGACAGAAUCCAAAGUCUACAUUUCUAUCUAUGGAGAGAAAGGAGAUACAGGCUCCAGGCAACUGUUUAGAUCAAAGAACCCCAAGAAAUUUUUAAAAGGACAAACUGACAUAUUCUCUCUUGAAGCUGUGCAUCUUGGGUAUUUGUACAAGGUUGUUAUAGCACAUGAUGGACUUGGCUCAGGAAAUGGUUGGUUUCUCGAUGAUAUCGUGAUCAAAGACCCCACCACAGAUCUUGAAUAUGCCUUCUUGUGUCACAGAUGGCUGGAUCAUGGAGAAGAUGAUGGGAAAAUUACUAGAGAACUGUACCCUAGUGAUAAUAGCACAUUCUUUGGGAGGCAGAAGUUAGAACUUCAAAGAAAAGAAGCUUGGGCUGCUGAAAGUUGGAAAUUGAAGAAAGGAAACACUCUUCAGUUCUAUAACCGACUUAGUGGAGGCUUUGUCCGUCUCCACCCAGAUGGCUCCGUUGAUGCUCUUGGAGAAAAGACAGACAAAAAUGGUCUUUUGGAUGUUAUUGUCAAAAGAGGAAACAUAUGCAUUUUCCAAAGUCAUCAAACAAGAAAUCUUUCUCUUGGCCUUGAUAAUGUCUCUGGAAUGGCGACUGGAAUGGCCAAUGGUGGAGCUCCGUGUGAGCUCAGAGUGCUCUAUUUGCCCAAUCGCUGCGUCAUUCUGGAAUCAGUCAUGGUCCCUGGUCACACAGUUGCUUUCAAUUGCCAAGGCAAAGUAGCUGAUGAAUCAACAGACAGCUAUGCAGGGCUCUCGAAAGAAUUUGUGAUAUAUGCUAAGGGUGUGUUCCACAAUAGUGCGGUAAUUCUGCUCACCACCAGCUUAUGCCAGGCGCUGACCCUCCAUUCUGAUGGUAGUUGCAGUGGUGCAGGAAAUCAGUCGGAAGAAUCUCACUGGAAAGUGCAUAAAAUCAGCUCUGGGGUUUGCAUGUUUGAAAGUGUGAAAAAUCCAAGAAUGUUUCUCAGGAUCAAGAACGGCCAGUGUGAUGGAAGAGGCACAGGAGAUCUUGACUGUCACUUUAAAAUUCAGAAGAACUUGGAGAAUGGAUCCAUAAGUCUGGAAUCAGUGAAAAGCAGAGGCCUGUUCGUUGGACUUCUGCCGGAUGGUCAAAUGAAGCUGGUUCUUUACAUUAAAGAUGCAAGUGUUUUCUUCUAUCCACAAGUCAUCCAAUUUGGCAGGGAAAAACCAAUGGGAACAUCUGCGACAGCUAGCCAACAGGAGGAAAAGGCCAGAGAGUCUGGGAACCAAGUAGAAGCAACAUACCAGUGCAUGGCCCACAUCCCAUUCCCCUCUCCAGCCUCAACAAAAAUCUGCAACACCUCUGCCAGUGACAGGGUUCUUCUCUCAGAUGAUGAAUGGCGGGUGUUGGUGCUGACAGGAAAUACAGGGACUCGAGCCAAUGUCACCCUCUGGGUGUAUGGAGACAGAGGAGUUACUGGACCACUACCUCUUGGCAAGGACAAUAGGGAGCAGCUGUUCCUUCCAAGAAAGGAGGAUGAAUUUCAGGUUCAAAUAAAGAACGUUGGCAAAAUAUACAAGAUCAGAAUAGGACAUGAUGGAACUAGUCAACAGCCUGAAUGGAGUUUACAAAUGGUGACAAUGCAGCAUGUAAAGAGCAGGAAGACCCUAAACUUUGUGGCAAACAAGUGGCUAUCUAGAAUCCAAGGAGAUGGAGACAUUGUCUGUGAGCUACCUGUAGAAGAAGAUGGAAAAGCAAUUUUCCCAAUAGUAAGAUACCAUGUUUAUGUCUACACGGGCCAAUUGAAGGAAGCAGAAACCACAUCUGCAGUUUACCUGUGUCUUUAUGGAGAAAGAGGUGACUCUGGUGUUAGGCUUCUCCACAAAUCAGAUAUGCCAAUAAAAUUCCAACGAGGUCAGAUUGAUAAGUUUCAAGUGGAAGCUGUAUCUCUUGGGAAACUGAAGAAGGCGCUGUUGCUCUGUGAGGCCACUGACCUAUCGCAGUACUGGUACUGUGAAAAAGUCAUCGUCAGAGAGCCAAUGAAGGAAUCAGAAUUCAUAUUCAAUUGUGAAAGGUGGCUUCCUUUUAUGUCCCAGGGCAUAAUUCACUCAGAAAUAGAACUUUAUCCUCAGGAAAUGCAAAUAAACCAUCAGCCUAAAACGCAAGAGGAAGCAAAUGAAGGAGACUGGAAGAUAACUGUUGUCACAGGGGAUUUUGAGAAGGCUGGCACAACUGCUACAGUGUCCCUUUAUGCUUAUGGAGAAAAGAGGUCUUCGGGUCCCAUCAUUUUGGGAUCUGGGAAGCACCAGUUAUUUAAUCCCAACAGUGCAGACAUAUUUAAGAUUAAUCUUAAAGAUAUUGGUGAAUUAUAUAAAAUACGCAUUGGACAUGACAAUAGUGGAAAGGACCCCAGUUGGUAUUUGGAAGAAAUUAAACUUGAAGAAAUAGCCUCUGGUGAAGUGUUUUCCCUCACAGUUGAUUGUUGGAUAACUGAGAAUGAAGAUGAUGGAGACACCUGUAAAGAAAUAGCUAUUAACAGACCUAAGAAGAAGCCCUUGCCAUUGGUGGCUUAUGAGAUUCAUGUCUACACUGGCUCAAAGCUAGGAGCUGAAACAGAUGCUAAUGUGUUAAUCAACCUUAUUGGAACCAGGGGAGAUUCUGGGAAACGAAAGCUUCAUCAAUCCAAGAAUAACAAGGUCAAGUUCCAACAAGCACAGGUGGACAUCUUUGUCGUUAGGGCUGUGUCUCUUGGAGAUCUGAAGAAAGUUCUAAUUAGUCAUGAUGGGGCUGGUCCAGGCAAUGGAUGGUUUCUUGAGAAGAUUAUUAUUAAAUUUAAAGAAGAAGAAGAGGAUCAAGAGGUUCUGUUUCCAUGUGAAAGAUGGCUGGAUGAGUACCAAGAUGAUGGGAAGACUGAGAGAGAGCUGCUUGCGAAAAGUGGACAGUGGAUCAUACAAGUGAAAACAGCUGAAGAUUCUCCAGAAGCUGGAGAAUGUAAGAGGACACUGGUGAUUUAUGGUUCAAAAGGGAAAAGCAGGGACCUCCUCCUCUCACCAAGAAAUCCAGAACAAGUGUAUUUUCUUCCAGGAGCUACAGAUGAAUUCCUUAUUGAAAUUGGAGAUGUUGGAGAUGUGUACAAGAUUCGGGUCAGCUGUGAUGAUUUGCCAGAGUUUGAGGGUUGGCAUUUGAAGUCUUUUCACAUAGAGGAGCCACAGACCAAACAAAAAAUGAACUUUGACUGUAACUGCUGGUUCUCUCUUAACAGAGAAGAUAGUGAACUUGUGAAAGAAUUCCCUGCAGAGACUAAGGACCAAAACUCUUUACCAGUUGUUAAGUAUAUUGUUUCUGUAUACACUGGAGACCAAUGGGGAGCUGAAACUUUCGCCAAUGUUUAUAUCACUCUCUAUGGACAAAGAGGGGAUUCAGGUGCUAGGAAGUUAUAUCAAUCUUUAAAAAAAGGAGAUUUAUUUCAAAGAAACAAGCUGGAUUUAUUCAUUGUUGAAGCUGUUUCUCUGAAUCACUUGGAGAAAGUGCUUCUUGCACAUGAUGGAGAAGGUUAUGGAGCUGGCCUUUAUUUAAAGAUGAUAACUAUUCAGGAGUCCAAAGACCCAGAUAUUGAAUGGGUAUUCCCAUGUUGGAAUUGGCUGGAUUCCCAUUUGGGAGCCUGUGCAACUAUUUCAGAACUGAAGACUAUAGGGAAAAGACUGAUUUGUAGCCCUGGGCAGCCCCUGAUCAAUGGGCAUUCCCCUGGUUCAUGGAUAGUGGACAUCACUGGAUCUGGGUUGAGCACCAAAGAAGAGACAAUAGAACUUGCCCUAGUCUUUUAUGGACAUCUGAAUCACAAAAAGUUGGCACUUCACAUGACAGAAAAUGAAGCACAAAUCAAAGAUGAACUUGAGGGCCUUGGAUCACUUUAUAAGCUUCAGGUGUCAGGAACAUCCACCCGGCUGAACAAAUCUUGGCAUUUAGACACAGUGAACCUGAAGCAUACAGGUACUGCCCUGGAAAUGUGGUUGAUUUUUGACUGCUGGUUUAGACCGAAUGAAGAGGACUGUGUGGAACUUCCUACUUUGAUUUCAGGCCAAGACCCUCUCCCAGUUAUGGAAUACUCUGUCCAGAUACACACUGGAGAUGUGAAGAAUGCAGAUGCCGCUGGCCAGGCUUAUAUUUACAUAAAAGGAGAAAGAGGUGAUUCUGGGAAAAGAUGGCUUACCAAUUCAAGAAAUAGCUCAAUUGCUUUUUCCAGGGGACAGGUGGAGGUUUUCACAGUUAAAGCAGUGCACCUUGGUAAACUACAUCAGAUUAUUCUUGGAUUCCAGAGUUUGAAAAAAGAUAAUUGGUUUUUGGAUGAAGUUAUUAUAAAGGAAGGACACACCUCUGUCAUCACUCAUAUCUUUGCUCAUCAAAACUGGAUCAGCAAGCGUUCAGAAAAAGGAUUUAGUGAAGUUAUAAUUCCACUGAAAGAGGUAAACGUGAUCCCUGCAGUGAUAAAAGACUCCCAGGUUACCAGCAGAGGUCAGUGGCAAAUGUGGCUCUCUGCAUCUCCCCUACCAGAAAACAUUCCAGAUAUUCAAUUGAUUGUAUUUGGAAUGAGAGGAAAAUCUCCUGUACAGAAAAUUAAGAACUUGAAAAAUGAUCCAUUUCUGUUGCACCUUGAUGACAUUGGUGACAUCACAAAAGUUUCUUUUAUAUUGCUUGAUUCAUGUUUGAAGAAAGGAAUUAAGCUACACAAGCUCCGGCUCAAAGACAUGGAUACGAAGGAAGAGCUGGCCUUUUAUGUGGCAGACCGGUGGCUGUUUGAUGAAGAUGGAUCAGAAAGCGUGACGGAGCUAGCGGCAGUCAGGCCAGAAAAAGAACCCCUAAGAGAUGUGCUUUACUUAGUUAGUAUCCACACAGGGAUACAGCCGGCAUCAGGAACUGAUGUGGAUAUUUUUAUCACAAUAUUUGGGGAAAAUGGAGACUCUUGUCAAAGAAAACUCAGGCAUUCAGGGUUAAAUUCCAGUUUUGAAAGAGGCCAGGUAAGCACCUUCAGCCUGAGAGCAGUGGACCUGGGCAUGGUCAGGAAAGUGCUUAUAGAACACAGUGGCACUGGCUACGGUGCUGGAUGCUAUUUAGACCACAUCACCAUUCAGGAAUCUGGGAAAAGAGACAAGGAAUAUGCCUUUUCUUGCCAGCAGUGGUUAGACAGUGAAGUUGGUGACAGACAGAUGGAAAGGAAAUUGAAGCUUCUUGGAUAUAUCCGAAAAGAGCGACUGCCGGAUGAUAUUCAGGGAACUUGGGAUAUCACUGUAAAGACGAGUAAUGUUUUGUCCGGUGGCAUAAACCCUAAAAUGGCCUUCAUUGUAUGCUGUGAGCGAGGAACUUGUGCACCCAUCAUAUUUCCAAAAAGCUCUCUUCGAAGGGCUCAAAUCUAUAAGACCACGAUGGAAAUGGACAGAAAUUAUGGAGCCAUAAAGAAAGUACGUUUGCAAGUUGAAGAUGCUGAGGAUGGGGAAGUCUGGCAUUGUCAUGAGGUAAAAAUUAUUAAU
Messenger RNA from Vombatus ursinus (common wombat), 6840 nucleotides. RefSeq names its product lipoxygenase homology domain-containing protein 1-like. The record is from RefSeq and is a predicted model, not a curated record. The transcript is spliced from 46 exons. The annotation marks the transcript as partial. NCBI's taxonomy places the organism in Eukaryota, Metazoa, Chordata, Mammalia, Diprotodontia, Vombatidae. Gene Ontology annotation, biological process: intracellular signal transduction. Gene Ontology annotation, molecular function: protein binding.